ACGGUGAAUGUUAAAUUUUUCAAGGCGUAAAUUGUUUGCUUGCUUGAUAGAUAAAUAGAUUUAAAAUGCUAAAACCUAAAGCUUUAACGCAAGUUUUAAGUCAAGCUAAUACUGGUGGCGUAGAGAAUACCCUACUGCUGAGUCAGGAGGGCGCUCUGCUGGCCUACUCGGGCUACGGAGAUAAGGAUGCACGUAUUACUGCAGCCAUUGCGAGCAAUAUUUGGUCUGCCUACGAAAAGCACGGCCGUAAUGCAUUCCGCGAAGAUCGUUUAACCUUUGUACUGCUUGACUGCGAGUGUGGGCAUGUCGCUAUCACACAGGUGGCCAGUGUGCUAUUGUGUCUCUAUGCCAAAGAGCAUGUGGGUCUGGGUAUGCUAAAGCAAAAGACAAUGUCAUUGGCGUCGUAUUUGGAAAGACCACUCAAGCAAAUCUCUGCAUCCUAGUGAACCGUAGAUAUAUGAAUAUAUCCUCGGUUUCGACUAGACCUAAGUGUAUAUCUUGUUUUGUAGCUUAUAAAUAUUAAAACUUUCAGUUUUGGAUCGGAAAUAAAGAAGUCUGGUUUAUUUACGCA
This is a messenger RNA of Drosophila arizonae, 571 nucleotides long. It is a transcript of the gene Lamtor2, whose product is annotated as Late endosomal/lysosomal adaptor, MAPK and MTOR activator 2. Gene Ontology annotation, biological process: positive regulation of TOR signaling. NCBI's taxonomy places the organism in Eukaryota, Metazoa, Arthropoda, Insecta, Diptera, Drosophilidae. Gene Ontology annotation, molecular function: molecular adaptor activity; guanyl-nucleotide exchange factor activity. The record is from RefSeq and is a predicted model, not a curated record.